Ailuropoda melanoleuca (giant panda) is the source of this 2814-nucleotide messenger RNA. It is a transcript of the gene UPB1, whose product is annotated as beta-ureidopropionase 1. The record is from RefSeq and is a predicted model, not a curated record. The transcript has 10 exons. Gene Ontology annotation, molecular function: beta-ureidopropionase activity. The coding region runs from base 51 to 1205 and encodes 384 amino acids. Lineage: Eukaryota; Metazoa; Chordata; Mammalia; Carnivora; Ursidae.
GUAUUCGUUUGGACAUCAGCGCCUCAUAUCCGCGCUUGCAGACUCCAGCCAUGGCGGGGCCUGAAUGGGAGUCACUGGAGCAGUGCUUGGAGAAGCACCUGCCACCCGCAGACUUGCGGGAGGUGAAACGCAUUCUCUAUGGCAAGGAAACCAGGAAGCUUGAGCUGCCCGGCAGGGCUUUUGAAGCUGCCUCCAAAGGGGACUUCGAGCUGCAGGGAUAUGCCUUUGAGGCCGCGGAGGAGCAGCUGAGGGCACCUCGGACUGUGCGUGUGGGACUUGUUCAGAACAGAACCCCCCUGCCUGCAGAUGCCCCUGUGGCCAAACAGGUCACCGCUCUUCACAGACGCAUAGAAGCCAUUGUAGAGGUGGCCGCAGUGUGCGGAGUGAACGUCAUCUGUUUCCAGGAAGCGUGGACUAUGCCCUUUGCCUUCUGUACGAGAGAGAGGCUUCCUUGGACAGAAUUUGCUGAGUCAGCAGAGGAUGGACCCACCACCAGGUUCUGUCAGAAGCUGGCAAAGAAGCAUGACGUGGUGGUGGUAUCUCCCAUCCUGGAACGAGACAGAGAGCAUGGGGAUGCUUUGUGGAACACAGCUGUGGUGAUCUCCAAUUCUGGGGCAGUCCUGGGAAAGACCAGGAAAAACCACAUCCCCAGAGUGGGUGACUUCAAUGAGUCAACCUACUACAUGGAGGGAAACCUCGGACACCCCGUAUUCCAGACUCAGUUUGGGAGGAUUGCGGUGAACAUCUGCUACGGGCGCCACCAUCCUCUCAAUUGGCUCAUGUACAGCAUCAACGGGGCUGAGAUCAUCUUCAACCCCUCAGCCACCAUCGGAGCACUCAGUGAGUGCCUGUGGCCAGUUGAGGCCAGAAACGCAGCCAUUGCGAAUCACUGCUUCACCUGCGCCAUCAACCGUGUGGGCGAGGAGCUCUUCCCGAAUGAGUUUACCUCUGGAGAUGGGAAGAAAGCUCACCGGGACUUCGGCUACUUUUAUGGCUCGAGCUACGUGGCAGCCCCGGACGGCAGCCGCACCCCCGGGCUCUCCCGCAACCGGGACGGGCUGCUGGUUGCUGAGCUCGACCUGAACCUCUGCCGGCAGGUGAAUGACAUCUGGAACUUCAAGAUGACUGGCAGAUAUGAGAUGUAUGCUCGGGAGCUUGCUGAAGCCGUCAAACCCAACUACAGCCCCAAUAUCGUGAAAGAGUAGCUGGAUUUUAGACCCUGCCUGCCAAGGAGGGCACCUCUGUCCCUAGCAGAAUCAGCAAGUACAGCAGGCUUUAGAAGUCCAAGGUCUCCCUGAUGAUGUCCUGAUAACAUUGCUGUCCACAUUGGUUUAAAAAUGCUCCAGGCAGGGAAGGGAGAUUGAAGAGUGACUGCCAGUGGAUAUGAGGUUUCCCUCCCGGCUGAUGAAAUGUUUGGGACCUACACAGAAGUGAUGGUUAUACAACACUAUGAAUAUACCCAUGUAAAAUGGGUACACCGAAUUGUAUACUUUAAAAUGGCUAAAUCUAUGUCAUGUGAAUUUUACCUCCAUUUAAGAAAAAUCCCAAUCACUAAUGGUACAGGUGGAUUUGCAGUUGGACACGUGGGAUGCCCCAGUUCUGAGGUUCCUCUCUUCCUCUGUGUAGACUUAUCAGCAACCUGAGGGUAAGGGUGGGAGCAGAUGUGCAAGUAGGGGAAGCUGAGGCUGUUCCCGAGUCAUUGAGCUACUGGAUGGCUGUGGGCGGGGGAGACGGUCAUUGGAUGUGUCAACAUGGCUAGGCUGCGGUCUCCAGCCAUUCACUCAGAUGCUAAUCUGGGUGUUGCAAUGAAGGUAUCUUAUAGAUGUGAUUAAAGCGAGAUUAUUCUAGAUAAUCCAGGUAGGCCUGAUUCAAUCAGUCAAAAGGCCCUCAGGAGGAGAGGUAAGGCUUCCCUGAUAAACCAAGAAAUUCUGCCUGUGGACAGCAGCUUCCCCCCUCCCCCACCCCACAUGCCUAAGAGAUCCAGUCUGCUUUUCCUGACCACCUGCCCUCCAGUCCCCACAAUCACUUAAAUCAAUGCCUUGCAAUAAAUCUUUUAAUAUAUAUCCUACUGUUUCUGCUUCUCUGGUUGUACCUUUGCUGAUUACAGAUUCUGGUACCGGAACAGAAUCUUCAGGAUGAGUUUUCUGCAUCGGUGCUAGGUUUUCUGGAAUUCUUCUCUAAUUUGUUUCAUUUAAAGGCACUCAUGACUCUAUUUGCAGUGUUAAAGAGGCCAUGGUAGUCCAUGGUAUAAUGGAGCAAUAGAGAUUUAUAGAGAGAAGAGACCACCAGCCUGUGCCCCCAAGUCCCAGCCUGCCGUUCCUGGUGGCCUGUCCCAUCUGUGGAUUUUAGGCUUGGCUAAGCAGCCCCCAUCAUCAUGUAAGGCAAUUUUUCUCACUAAAUCUCUGUAUCUUUAUAUAUAUAUACAUAUAUAUGUAUGCAUAUGUAUGUGUGCGUGUGUAUACAUAUAUACACAUGUACGUAUCUCCUAUAUAUAUAAAUAUAUCUGCAUCGCCUGCUGAUUCUGCUUCUCUGAUUGCGCACCCACUGCCUGACUGACACAGCAGGUUGCUCACCUCUCUGCACCUUGGCUUCCACAUCUGUAGAGUGGGACCAUAUCACCUCUUUUCUGCUUUAUGUCACAGGACGGUGGUGAGAGACAGACUAGAUGGACCAGGAAGCCUAUGUGGUCUCUGUUCCUUGCAUCACACAACAAAAGUCCUACCUGUGCUGAGGGCACCUGGGUGAUUCGGCUGGUUAAGUGACCGACUCUUGGUUUCAGCUCAGGUCAUAUUCUCAGCCUCGCAUUGGGCUCCG